AUGGAUACAAGGGAUAUACCUUCCACUCGUAGUGGAACUGAGGAUCCCAAAAGAGUGGGCUUUACAUACCGCAAUGUGCAGAAGAAGUUAGACAGCAUGGUAUAUCAAUCUGUGGUGGAUACAAUAGACAAGUGGGACUUUUUCCCAUAUCCAUUAUGUACACGCCAGCAAUUAGAAGAAGUAGAUCUCUACAUGGUAGCCUAUCGCAACAGGGAGGAUACACUGACAGCGGCCAAUACGGCAAAGGAAACAGAGGCGGCAAUAGAAACGGCAAUGGAAGUCCACAAUCCUGCAGAAGAGAUCGUGGGAGUGGUGGGUGUUGUUUGGGUCCCACUCACACCGGGUGAACACUUGGAAGGUUACAUUCAAGUCGUAUUGGUGGAACCGCAAUUUCGUAAAUGUCGGAUUGCCCGUCAUUUGUUAGAGCGAACAUUGAAAAUGCGUGAAGGGGGAGAUCCACGCAGGCAAAUACUCCGAUGGCGUCUACACACCAUGUCCCCAUCACAAAAUACCACUCAAUAUCUUCGAUCGCUGUUGAAUUCCAGUUUUACACGAAAAAAUAUCACGUCAGGUGAGAAAGAAGAAGAAGAAGAAGAAGAAAAGGAAGAGAAGAAACAACAAAUGGAUCAAGUGGAGGAGUUAUUAGCGGCAGUUCCGCGAGUGUAUGAGAGUUUUGGAUUCACUGUGAGAAGAUAUGUGUACAACUACUAUGAGAGGUCUGCAGAUGCGAUGGAGAUGGUGAAAUGUGUGGAGGGCGUGAGAAAGCGGCGCUGA
Messenger RNA from Trypanosoma theileri, 774 nucleotides. RefSeq lists its product as uncharacterized. Lineage: Eukaryota; Euglenozoa; Kinetoplastea; Trypanosomatida; Trypanosomatidae. The record is from RefSeq and is a predicted model, not a curated record. The coding region runs from base 1 to 774 and encodes 257 amino acids. The transcript has a single exon. Gene Ontology annotation, molecular function: acyltransferase activity, transferring groups other than amino-acyl groups.